Messenger RNA from Mytilinidion resinicola, 1595 nucleotides. Its product is annotated as glycoside hydrolase. Gene Ontology annotation, cellular component: extracellular region; cell surface. The transcript is spliced from 7 exons. NCBI's taxonomy places the organism in Eukaryota, Fungi, Ascomycota, Dothideomycetes, Mytilinidiales, Mytilinidiaceae. The record is from RefSeq and is a predicted model, not a curated record. The coding region runs from base 1 to 1335 and encodes 444 amino acids. Gene Ontology annotation, biological process: glucan catabolic process. Gene Ontology annotation, molecular function: beta-glucosidase activity.
AUGAAGAACAGCUUGUUAUUAAGAACUCUCGCUCUCUGCUGGAGAAACGUAGUAGCACAGGCCUGUACCGAAACGUUUACUCCGGUCACUGCCUCCGCAUUCGUGGCUGCUUUGAACCCUGGAUGGAGUCUUGGACACACGUUGGAUGCCACCGGGACUGAGGGCGAUUGGAACAACCCACCAGUCCUCGAAGCCACGUUUGAUGACGUGAAAGCUGCCGGAUUCAAGAUUGCCUAUCAUUUCACGGGAAGCUCCCCGGACUGGACGGUAGAUCCGACUUGGUUGCAGCGAGUAUCAGACGUUGUUAACGUGGUAACCUCUCGAGGAUUGCAUACCAUUGUCAACGUUCACCACGACUCUUGGACCUGGGCUGAUCUGCUUGCAUUCGAGCCUAUCAACGAACCACCAGGAACUACCGCCGAACAUGCCGCGGAGUUGAAUAAGCUCAACAAUAUCUUCAUUAAAGCUAUCAAUGAUGCGGGCGGUUUCAACCUAAAGCGUGUAGUGACUCUCGUUGGGCUCGGAGAAGACAGCGUAAAGUCUUCAACUUGGUUUGAACCUCCAAACUCAUCAUUCACGAAUCCGUGGCCCAUUCAGUAUCACUACUACUACUCUCCGUAUGACUUCAUCUUCUCCGCAUGGGGCAAGACAACCUGGGGCUCCGACUCCGACAAGGCCACCCUCGAAGCAGAUAUCGCCAACAUCAGGGGCAACUCCACUGAAGUCCCGCUUCUGAUCGGCGAGUGGGCUGCCUCACCUGUUGCCACCGAGACCAUCGGCUGCUGGAACUCAGCUUACAUCUACCAUAAAGCUAGCACGCCCGUAACGGAGCAGAGCCUCCCAUUCCUUCUCAAUGGCAACACAUUGGAAUCCGGUUAUAGCUCUUUGAAAAAAGUUGCUGCUUCGACUGAUUAUGUUGUUGUAGGGUCAAACAUUACCUUUAAAGCAUCGCUGCUUUCAUCUUUCAUUUCUAGCUCCACCGCUUCGGGCACUGUUACCAACUUCACACUUACGUUCUCCGCGGGCGCAAGCCUCGUGGUGACGGUCGUCCAAUGGGAUGUUCCAGUGCUUGGUUCUACAACCUCGAAGGCCGUGUCUGGAGCUGACCUCGCCAUUCCAAUCACUUGGAAGGGCAUUUUGAAAUCUGCGGCAGCACGGCCAUUGCAACAGGCCCGAACGACAUACGCCAACCAGUGGAACUGGGACUCGUCGCACGUCAUCAUCACAGCAUCGGCGGUAGCGGAUGUUACUCCGUCGGGAAAGAGCACUACGUUCUCAAUUGAGGCGUAUCCGCGAGUGGAGGGGAACAAUGCCAAUUAUACGCUGACGGUGUGAUGCGGUGCACUAAGAAGGAGCGGAUGGACAAAAGGAGGGGCAUGGUGUUUCGUUGUAUGUAUUUGAAAAGUUUCAAAUCGAAUGGCACGCAGGACUCGCUGUCAAUACCAAAUGUGGAGUCGCGAUAGUCGUUUGGUGUUGAGUUUUGCUGGGGGCUGAUUGGCGCUCGGUCGCAGUCUAGCGAGCGGCCACUUUAGCGGACCCCAGCCUCGCGACCAUGAACAUUGUGCAUCGCGAGACAAUUCUCCGAGAUGUGACAG